Grosmannia clavigera kw1407 is the source of this 2292-nucleotide messenger RNA. RefSeq lists its product as uncharacterized. The transcript is spliced from 3 exons. NCBI's taxonomy places the organism in Eukaryota, Fungi, Ascomycota, Sordariomycetes, Ophiostomatales, Ophiostomataceae. The record is from RefSeq and is a predicted model, not a curated record. Gene Ontology annotation, molecular function: protein binding. Bases 1 to 2292 code for a protein of 763 amino acids.
AUGGGGACCCUCGAUCCUCGCGUUCGGCGCACAACACAAAACAUUCAGUGCCUAUACAACCUUGAUCGCCGCAUCCAUGCCAUCAAAGCUUACCCGACAUUGUCUCCCCAAGGAGCAAGCAUAUUUCUCUACGGCCACGAGAAUGGCAUCACUAUCGUCUGGCGCGGAGGACGGCGACUUAAAAGAGCCCCCAAGGCCCAGUCGAAGCCGACCCCAAAGAGCGACUCGGUCAUGAUACUCGACUCGGACUCGGACGAAGGCGCCGCUUCCGGACCUUCAGCCUCAGCUGCCUAUGUUGACAAUCCCGAGUUCGAAGACGCACCCGCGGAGACAUCAGAGGAUGGCUUUCCCGAAGUACAGCAGACUCUGGACUUGGCCUUGGGAACUGCAGUACUCCACGUGGCCGUGCUACCGCUGGCGCCUUCUUCCGCCAAGGACGCCGAGCCGGCCUUCCUCCGAGAGCAGAUGGUGUUUGCCGUUACCUGUGCCACGGCCGACGUCUACGUCGUCACCCUGCCCCUGACACCCCCGUCCAACGAGAGCAAGGAGCGGCCGCAGCUACAGUCGACCCUCCUGGCCGGCAAUGCCGGCCGUGGCGCGUUUGGCGAAGAGCUUAUUUCUCUUGGUGGCCAAGCGAAGCCCUCUAACGGCGUGGCUCUGACCUUGGCAAAGCAGAAGGCGACACCUGCCACGUCUGCUGCGACAACGCGCACUGGUGCUGCUGUGGCUAGCUCACCCACGCGAGUCAUUGUCGCUGCCCAUUCUCGCGAGGCCUCUGGCACCCUUCGGUUGUGGGACGUCACUGUCGGUGCCAAGCGCUCCGUCUCCGUCUCUGCUCUGCAGUCGCUAGACCGCCCUCUGGAGCCGUUCCAGACCGAGCUCCUGCAAAAGCCCCUGGCUAACGUGGCAUUCAACCCUACACACCCUACACAGCUUCUUGCUACGUCCCCGCAAGAUGCGGUUCGCAUCUACGACUACGCAAUGCCAGCCAUACCGUCGGACUAUGUAUCCGAUGGGCCCUUCCCAACGCAAGGCUCCUGGCUCCUCUCGCUCUACCCACCGUUUGCCCGCAGCCAGACCGCAUCUGCAGUUAGGAAGCCCAUUGUGUCUGCAGCUUGGGUGGCCCAUGGCCAUGCCAUCUUAGUCCUUUUGGCCGACGGCCAAUGGGGCAUCUGGGACAUUGAUCGUGCCGGAAGUGCCACCGGCGAGCCAAGUAGCCGGUCGGCCACGUCGGGUGUUCGUGGAGCCGCAUUGACGGCGUUCAGCAUAUCUGGCCAGAUUGAGGGAACAAGCCCACUUCGGAACCCGGUCGCUUCAACGCGAAAGUCUGCGGAGGAGGGUCUUGUAGCCCUCCGUGGUGGCGUCGAGGUCGUGCAGCAGUGCUCUGUACGCGGCAACAACGCCUCUAGCGAGGGUGCGGUGCUCUGGUUGGGCGGUGCUGACUACAUCGUUGCUGUCAUACCCGAUUUGGCCCGCUUCUGGGACGCACAACUCCGUGGGUCCCACGGCGGCGGUGUAAAUCUGUUCAGUGGAUCGCGACCAGCCAGAAUGACUCGCCUCACGGAGCUGAAUACCAGCCUGAUGGGAGAAAGAUGCUGCGGCGUCAGCGCAGUUCCACGGCUGCCUCUCUCACAGUUCAACAGCACGGGUGAAGAGGAGGAUGUAUCUUCGAGUACCGGAAAGCCGCCGAUCGAAAUUCUGAUACAAGGCGAGAGUCGGCUGGUGGUGGUUCGCGAAAACAACGAUGACGUAUUCACAAGCGAUCUGAGUUUACGCCUAUUGGCAACUUCUAGAAAGAGAAAGGCCGGGAACACGGCCAACACCGCCAUUGUGGUUGAGCCGCCAUCGCGGCCAUCGGGCACGGUCUCAUUCGAACUGGGCCUGAACAACCAGGGAAGUGUUCGUGGCGCCCCGCGUGGACCUUCAGUGCCACGGUUCGAGCCCCGUCCGGGCGGGAAGUCCCUGUUCCAGACACUUUCACGACCAGCGUUGUCGGCCGGGUCCGCGGCCACCCCCCCGAAUGGGUCGCAACAGACUUCGUUCAGUGAAUACGAUAACGGUAUCUCGUUCACCCAAAGCAUGAUGGUACCACAGAAACCUAAGGUGGAGAGCGGCCUGGCUUUCGCGGGCAACCUGGACGAUGCUGCAAAUGCGACAGACGAUGAAGAGGCUGCGAAUGAGCGCAAUGUUGAGGAGGAAAUGCUCAAUCUUAUGGAGAUCGACCAGGCCCUCGGGGCUAUGGAUGAGCAUCAUGGCACAGACAAGCAAAAUGUCUUCUUUGAAGGUGAAUAG